Molecule: messenger RNA, 3337 nt
Organism: Ostrinia nubilalis (European corn borer)
Lineage: Eukaryota; Metazoa; Arthropoda; Insecta; Lepidoptera; Crambidae
Gene: Cnb
Exons: 9
Coding region: 495-3284 (929 amino acids)
Biological process (GO): regulation of cilium assembly; mitotic cytokinetic process; centrosome separation
Cellular component (GO): centrosome; centriole
Source: RefSeq, a predicted model, not a curated record
AAAACAUUUAUUACGACGUGUUUGGCAAAGCCUGGGAACGGGUGGGCAAUGCCCACCUUAGAAUCCUGUCUUGCCCAGUGCCCACCAAAAAUCAGUCGAUAUACUGACGUGUCCAACAUCGAUUUGCAGCUGGACUACUGUCUUGCUACUGUCCCCCUACUUUGUAAAGUAGCCUUGUAGCUCCUUGAAUCAUUAAAGUUACCAAGUUCUCUCGAUAUACACAUUUCUUUUACUUUGAGAGCAUUGAGUGUCGUUGUUUAAACAACGUUACCGUUAUUUUGAAACAGAUUUUUUUAUCUGUGCAUGUAAACACUCCUUGCCCCCUCCCCUUCUCGUUCCUGAAAACCAAAACAAAAAAAAGACCACAACAAAAAAUUGGUUAGAUUGUUAAUCUAUUUUAAACGAAAGAAACGCUUUAUAAAGGUUCAAUUAAUACUAUUUGUGUGUGAAAAUAAUGGCUUCAGUUGUGAAUCGUCAAAUAUCCAGUUAUUGUGAUGAGUGAAACAGACGACACCGAUGUACUUUUGCUGAUACCUCCAAAUUUCUUCCUCGUAAACAGUUCCGGCUCGGAAGAUUCGCUUCUGGAGUCGUCGAGGACCGUCGUACACAAACCGGUUUCUUGUACCGCACAGGUACUCGGCAAAUUGGUCAAUCAAGUGCAUUCACUCGAGUCGAGGUUAGAAAGCUUGGAGUUUAAUUCCACUACUGACACUGCGUCUACGGUAGGCCCACUCUCAAGAAAUAAACGGUGGGACACAACAACAGACAGUCUCGACAGCCACAGUCUCGACACCAAAUAUUAUACGUUCCCUCGCAGGCGCAAGAAAAGAAGCGUACGAAAAGAAAAGAAACGUGAUUUAUCACUCACCAGCUUAGAAUCAUCCAGUGCCCGCAGUAAAACUGUCCCUUCCCUCAAAUUAAAAGACGAUAUCCACCUUUCAUCAGAUAAGUAUCGCGAUAUAAAUGACGCAAGAAGUAUGGAUGGAGAUUUGAGCAGUAUAAUAUCAACACCUAGUAAGAAGAAUGAUAAACUGUUACUCCAUGAAAUCGACGAAUUCCUGACUAAAGUAGAGUCAUACGAAAGUCCUGAAACAAAAUACAAAGAUCAAGGAACAAGUUUAAGCCCAGAAAAUGUUAUAAAAGCAACUGGAGACUACAUAACUCAUAAAUUGGACUCGAAAAGUUCAGAAGAUGUCAGAUUGCCCAGUGGGAGGAUAGUGUCUAGUAACAUUCUUGAUAAGUAUAUUUAUUUGGUAAAAAACCAGCCCACAACUUCAGCACAGACAGAUAAAACUGUUCCUCAUUCAAUAUUGCACAAAACUCCAGAAGAUAUGUCCAAUGUUAGUCGUCCUGAUAACACUUUAAAAGACCCUUAUGUUUCAAAGGCUGAAACCAGAUCUCCCAGUAUAAGAAAGUUGAAUUUCUCUGACAGUAAAGAUGUGCAGCCUACUUCCACACCUAAAAGGGUGCAACCACCCAACACAAACCACUUGGACUCAUUCCGUCCAUCUUCAAACAAGAUAUAUGACCGAGCUACUAAGGUGCUUGAGCAGUAUAAGGCACACAGUCUCAGUCGGCCAGGGCAGAGUUCCGUGACAGACAACAGCUACUUGAUGUCACCAAAGAAGGAUGAGUUUAAGAUGCCUCAAAUGAGACCUUAUGGUUUGGACCACAAGGAAAGUUUAAAGUAUGCUGCAUUGCAGAACAAACUGAUAGACUCAAUUGAUACAGACUUGUUGAGCCUAAGUGAUCUUUGGGUUGAAAAAGCUGAGGGCAGAGUGGACAGAGCAGAUAGUUUGAAGCUGGAAGAAGAAAGACUCAAAAGAGAGCACUGUGAAGUAAUGAUACAGCAACUCCAAAAGAAGAUCCUGGAUCAGCAGGAAAAGUUGGCUGUAGCGUUGAAAGUUGACCGAGCGAAGGACAAUGCUAUCGCCAAACUACGCGAUGCCUGGCACAAGAUCACUGGCAGUCUAGACAAGGCGGAGGAGAGACAUCGUUCCGCUUUGGAGAAGAUGGUCAGAGAAGUAGAGAACUUUAAAAUGGUAGCUGAUGAUGCCCAGAAGAAAACAAAUCACUUUGAGGCUGAACUAUACAAAGCAUUAGACCUGGCACACGACUACCAAAACAAAUGCAAGCAGAUGACACAAGAAAAGAAACUUCUCGAAGAUAAUUUGGAGACAAUGGCUGCCAGUCAUAAGGAGAUUGUAAGCCGUAAAGACAAGGAGAUUGAACUGCUAAAAGAAAAUUACGACACAGUGAUGAAGCUAAACAAGCAGUCUACGGACUGUGUUAAGAAUUUAGAGGACACUUUGGAAAGGGAAAAGACUGAACACGAAUUGACCAAGAGCAAAGUAAACGACUUAGGCCGUCGAAUCCAGUCGUUCAAUGAAGAGUCUUCCCUGGUGAUGCAAGAGCGAGACCUGCUGAAAGAUAAGAUAAACGAGGAGCGAGCAAGAGCGAACAUACUGGAGCGACAGCUGUGCGAUAAACAGAAUCAAAGCAGUGAGCUGUUGAAGAAAUGUGACACCCUAGACAACGAAGUGAAAAUGCUCCGCAAGCAUCUAGAGCUACAAAAGAACGAGCUAAAGCUGCACUACCAGAAGCAGCUAGAAGACGCUGUGUUGGGCAAACUGCAGGAGUUCCAGCUGCAAUUGGAAUGCGCUGAGAGAGAUUUGGAGCAAGCUGCCAGGGAGAAAGAGGCGAGCAUUGUGGAUGGAUUCAACAAGCAGAUCACCAGGAUUGAGGAGCAGCAUAAACUUGAAGUAAAUGUUUUGGAAGAAAAGCAAAGAGAAGAAAUAAAUCUUUACAGACUGCAACUCGCGCAGGCUAGCGAGAAAAUAGGUCUUCUUGAGAGCAAGCUAGAGACGUACCGGCGCCGGCGCGGUCAGAUCGCGGCUCAGUUGCACGGCGUGAUGGAGGCUCAGUGGCGGCAGGCGCUGCUCGUGCUGACCGGACACAGCCACCACGCUUCGGAGCUCGAGCUCGCGCGCCCGGACAGCGUGUCGUGCGCAGCGGCGCAAGACUACGCGCCGCCCAAGCUGCCGCCGCCGGCGCCGCCCGCCGCGCGCGCCGCCCGCCCGGAAAGAUGCUUCAACUUUGAAGGGUUGAGCGAUAAUGAACUGCAGCAGUAUGUUAAACUGCUUCUAACCAAGCCUCCGAAUCUGGACGGCAGCGGCGACUGCGGUCGCGACAACGAAGAACCAACCAGCGACCGGCCGGACCGCGCUGAGCGUAAGGACCGGCCUAAAAGGAGCCUCGGCAACAAACCACCAUGGAAGGCAUAGUCUAGAAGGCCUAGCAACGCCCCAGAAGACUUAGCGACGUCACAGAAGGCUUA